AGCGCGAAAGCCUUCAGAGAGAUUUUAUUUGGGGGCUACCCCGAGACGUCUCUGGCGAGGAUCCUAAAUCCUGACAGAGCAUUAUGGAGCCCAGUUCUGUCAGGCUUCCAGGACUUGAAGCCACCAGACCCCCCGUGGAACCAAGGGCUGCACCCUUGGUAGAGAGACGAUUCCAUGUUCUUGUGGGUGUCACUGGGAGUGUUGCAGCCCUGAAGUUGCCUCUUCUGGUGUCGAGGCUUUUGGACAUUCCUGGCCUGGAAGUAGCAGUGGUUACGACUGAAAGAGCCAAACAUUUCUACAGCCUCCAGGACAUUCCUGUUACCCUGUACAGCGAUGCUGAUGAAUGGGAGAUGUGGAAGCACAGAUCUGAUCCAGUUCUCCACGUUGACCUGCGGAGGUGGGCGGACCUUAUGCUGGUGGCCCCUCUUGAUGCCAACACUCUGGGGAAAGUGGCCAGUGGCAUCUGUGACAACUUGCUUACCUGUGUCAUCCGGGCCUGGGACCGCAGAAAGCCCCUGCUCUUCUGCCCAGCAAUGAACACUGCCAUGUGGGAGCACCCCAUCACCUCGCGGCAAGUGGGUCAGCUCCAGGCCUUCGGCUAUAUCGAGAUCCCCUGUGUGGCCAAGAAGCUGGUGUGUGGCGACCAAGGUCUGGGGGCCAUGGCUGAGGUGGACACUAUUGUGGACAAAGUGACGGAAGUCCUCUCCCAGCAAGCUGGCUACCAGCAGAGUUGAACCCAGGAUCUCUGUCGUGUGUCCCUCUGUACCUAGAGUGUUUUCAGGCCAAGUCAGUGAGGGUGCAUUGGUAAAGUAUGGUGAAAAUUCUCCUUUGCUGAGUAGGGACCUGGCCUGGGCCUUCUCCACAGUCUCCAAGGGCCUGUUCUGCCCCAGGUUAAAUUGGCCCAAAGGCCCAGAGCUCAACUUCUUUCAACCAGGAUACAUCAGCUAUCCGGAGCUCCUCCCUGCCUUUUCCUGGGAGGGGCCCAGCAAGCCAGAGGAGCGAGCUGCCAUAUUGUCCCCGUGCCUCUGGGAGGGGCCUGAGGAGUGACUGACCAAUUUUGAUUCUACAUGCCUGGAAACCACUUUUAGAAACUGCCUCCGCUGGAGGUCCCCAGUGUGAUGGCCCCCUGCCCGGCCUUUGGAGCAUCCGCUGCCAUGUGGAGUCAGUAAAGCCUGAAAGUUGGCAAGACCCUGAGAUUUCCCACUGACUGUACUGUGAGAUGUGGGU
Molecule: messenger RNA, 1227 nt
Organism: Pteronotus mesoamericanus
Lineage: Eukaryota; Metazoa; Chordata; Mammalia; Chiroptera; Mormoopidae
Gene: PPCDC
Product: phosphopantothenoylcysteine decarboxylase
Exons: 6
Coding region: 84-734 (216 amino acids)
Biological process (GO): coenzyme A biosynthetic process
Cellular component (GO): phosphopantothenoylcysteine decarboxylase complex
Molecular function (GO): phosphopantothenoylcysteine decarboxylase activity; FMN binding
Source: RefSeq, a predicted model, not a curated record